Messenger RNA from Scheffersomyces coipomensis, 663 nucleotides. RefSeq lists its product as uncharacterized. Bases 1 to 663 code for a protein of 220 amino acids. The record is from RefSeq and is a predicted model, not a curated record. The transcript has a single exon. NCBI's taxonomy places the organism in Eukaryota, Fungi, Ascomycota, Pichiomycetes, Serinales, Debaryomycetaceae.
AUGUCAAGUCCUGCCCCGCAUCGGAAAUCUACAUAUGAUGCAGUAAUUGAUUCUACCAAUAGAUCACGACCACAAGUUCAACCAGGAAGUAGAAAGUCAUCCACCCAUUCAGUAAGAUUAGCUAAUUCAGCGGGAACAUCCGUGGUAGGAGCUGUAACAGAACAAGAACAAGAAGAAGAAGAGAGUAUUAAAAUACCACCUACUGUCACGUUGCUUGAAUCAAUUAAUGUAUUUAAAUUCACAUCAUUAUCAUUGGAAAAUAAAGGAAGUGUAGCAAGAGAUCAUUUAGCAAAUGAAAGAACCUUUUUAGCCUGGUUAAGAACAUCAUUAUCAUUUAUAACCAUUGGGAUUGGUGUGACGCAAUUAUUUCGAUUAGAAGAUAAAACAAGUUCAGUUCAUGUUAAUGAUUCAAUUUUAAUACUUUCUAAUGAUGAUAAAUCAAUUACGAUAAAUAAAUAUGGUAAACCAUUAGGAUCAACGUUUAUAAUAUUAGGGAUUAUAACGUUAUUGUUUGGAGUAUCAAGAUUCUUUCAAGUUCAAAGUAUGUUAACAAAGAAUUAUUAUCCUGCUUCAAGAUUAUCGAUAUUAAGUUUAAUUAUUGUAGUGUUGGGAGUUAUAUUAGUGACAUUCUAUAUGGUUUUAGAAUCAUCGAUAAAUAAUUAA